Molecule: messenger RNA, 621 nt
Organism: Penaeus indicus
Lineage: Eukaryota; Metazoa; Arthropoda; Malacostraca; Decapoda; Penaeidae
Exons: 5
Coding region: 10-621 (203 amino acids)
Source: RefSeq, a predicted model, not a curated record
CAAAACAAGAUGUUGAAGUGGCUGCUUCUGCUAGCUUGUUUGACGUCGGUCUUUGGAGGGAAGUUCCAAGUCGAGGGUGAGAAAAAUGUCGUGAAGUCGGCCGGUAGUGAGGAUCACCCGCAGGAGCUCGGUGACUCGCCCAACCUUGGCGAAAUUCUGAAGAAAUGUCGCAAAGAGAACCCAGACUCUUCCCCAGAGAUACUGAAGCGAUGCCUCAGGAAGCACGGGGCUCCAUCGGGGAGAGAGCGGGGAGGAAAGGGCUCUAUGGCACGGAGCGGGGAGGCAUCAUGCGGAAAACUCUACAAACUGAAAAAAGGAGCAAAGAAAACCUUCCGAGUCAUAGGGAUGGAGGACUCAUGUGAAGCUUUCUUUGAGCCAAAAGGAAAAGCGAAGCUGGAAUUGGUUUGCAAAAAGUUCAGUCUCUCGAGUUGCAAACAAGAAAUUUUUGUCGUUGCUGACCAAAACUCCGAGGACACGUAUUGCGAUAACAAUAAACCAAGCAAGAGAACGGGGUUAGACUACUUACAACUCACGUACUUGAAAGUCGGUGACACCAGCGAUAGGCCAAAUAUCUUGUGUACAGUCAAAGGCGUUAAGGUGAGUACAGAAGCUCACAUAUGA